AUGGGCUCCAAGAACAGGUCGGUCAUAGAGGAAUUCUGUGACUUUGAGCCGAAUCCCAAUUUGCCAGGCCCAGAAAGGGAGGUGCUCCUGCCAUCUGAGUUUGAGUCUUUUCACUCAAACUCAACAUCAAGUUUACAAAAUAAAGAAGGUGCCCAUGAUACACAACAUGAGAAGGAAAUUGAUGAGUUUGAGGAAUUUGUGAAUUCAAAAUAUGAAGAGCAUUGUUCUUCAUCAGAAUAUUCAUGUCCGCCAGGCCCAAUUGGCCCUCCAGUAGGUUCUGUUGAAGAAAAUAUAGGUAAUUCCUUCACCAAUCAAGCUAACCAAAGUACUGACAAUUCAGUACCGAAAAGUUAUUCUUUUGAGAAUAAUUCUAGUCAGUUAUUUCAUAGUUGGUUCGGCCAGUCACCAAAUGUUUCACACCCGGGUAGUACUCAUGUUACUGAAAUAAAUCAAUUAGCCCAUACUAGCUCUUCUAGCAAUGCUAAUAUUCCCGGCUUAGAUCGGAUUUCUGAAUUAUGUAGGCUUAGGAAUGAACAAACUAAUGCCCUUUUUUCAAAUUCAAAUGGGGGUGAGUUACAGGCUGAUAGAUCUGAAUCAAAAUAUGGCCCCUAUGAAAAGAAAAAUGGUUCAAAACCACAUGUAACAGUUGGCACAGUUUCAAGCACCCAGCCGUUUAAACCCCAGGGAAAUCUGAUGAUCAUAGAAAAUACAAGCACCCCUUCGGUUAAGCCAGAACUGUCUAUUCCGAAGGAUAACUUUAAACCUCAGUCACAUGAUGACUUCAAACCCUUGUCACAUGAUGAUUUGAAACCUCGUUCACACAGUGGUCAUCAGGGCGAUUUCAAGCCUUGGUCACAUGACAAUUCUUCAGGUGACUUCCAGAGUGAAUUCAAACGCCGGUCACAUGGUGAUUUAAAGCCUCAGUUACACAGUGGUUAUCAGGGCGAUUUGAAGCCUUGGUCACAUGGCAAUUUUUCAGAUGGCGCACAAAAUGAGUUCAAACCUUUGUCACACGAUGGUUUAAGACCCCUGUCACACAAUGACAUUUCAGAUAAAUUAAGGUCUCCGCUAUUUGAUAUUAAUCCUCAAUUACGAAGUGACUCUCAAUCGCAGCAUACUCUUGCGCAUGCCCAACUGAAAAAUGUUCAGUUUUCUUAUCAAAAUUCGACAGUAGGUCAGGUUUCGAACCAUAGUGCACAGCCUGUCUAUACUACACCAAAUAGUGCACAGCCAACUUACCUUGCGUCUCGCAAUCAAAGGCCCACUAGUGUACAUUUCGCGUACCCUGGCUCCAGUAAUAUGCAGGAUAGUUCUGCUGAUUCUAGAGGGAUUUCAACUACAAGUAUUUCUCAUUAUAUUAAUCCUACAUUUCAUUCCUCAAUGCCACAGCCAGCGUAUCAUGCCUUUGCACAAACUAUUCCUCAAACAGUCGUACAAUCUUUUCCGGCUAAUGUACCGGCAACGCACACUACGACUGCACUUCCGGGUUACCCGGCACCCGUCUUGUCUGCUCCGACUAAUGUGCCGGCAUCGCACACUACGACUGCACUUCCGGGUUACCCGGCACCCGUCUUGUCUGCUCCGACUAAUGUGCCGGCAUCGCACACUACGACUGCACUUCCGAGUUACCCGGCACCCGUCUUGUCUGCUCCAACUAAUGUGCCGGCAUCGCACACUACGACUGCACUUCCGGGACACCCGGCAUCCGUCUGGUUAGCCUUGACUACUGUACCGUCACAAUACCCAGCGGUUUCACAACCAGCUCCUUCUACUGUACAGCUACCGUACCCUACCACGGUACAUUCAGGGUACCCAGUUGCCGUACCCCUAGCUCCUACGGUACCGCUAGGGUACCCUGUGACCACAACAGUGUGUUCAACAAUUACAAGUAUACCUUCAGGCUACCCAAGUGCUGCUCAGCAAGCUCAUCUCUCUGCUCAGCAGCCGAUUUCCACAUCAGUGCCCCCGGGUUACCCGGGGACCGCACACUUAGCACCUCCCUAUCCCGUCUCUGGGCACCAUACUCUCUCCGGAAUUACCCGACCAAUGAUCAAUGCUCACUCAUUACAGUCUGCCGUCACGCAGACUUCUUUUCUCCCCUAUCCGCCAUCAAAUUUAAGUAGCGUCGCACCGGCAAUAACACAAUUGCCUUAUCCGACAUCGGUACAUUCGGCGUUCCCAGCCAGUGUACAUCCAGGGGGACCUCCCUCCAUUUCGUCGGCAUAUCCGAGUACUAUGCCAUCAGUGUUACCAGUAACAACACAGUUGUCAUUUCCGACACCGGUGCAUUCGGUGUAUCCAAUGUACAGUCAGGAGGGUUUACCUCCAAUCAGUCGAUGUACCCAGCUACGCCAUCUACAUUACCUGUCGUAG
Molecule: messenger RNA, 2373 nt
Organism: Mercenaria mercenaria
Lineage: Eukaryota; Metazoa; Mollusca; Bivalvia; Venerida; Veneridae
Exons: 1
Coding region: 1-2373 (790 amino acids)
Source: RefSeq, a predicted model, not a curated record